Molecule: messenger RNA, 2003 nt
Organism: Vitis vinifera (wine grape)
Lineage: Eukaryota; Viridiplantae; Streptophyta; Magnoliopsida; Vitales; Vitaceae
Product: probable glycosyltransferase At3g07620
Exons: 6
Coding region: 229-1482 (417 amino acids)
Molecular function (GO): glycosyltransferase activity
Source: RefSeq, a predicted model, not a curated record
ACAUGAAAUAACGGUGGGCCGCCACGACAGGUGUUCGCACCCUGCUGAAGCGUGCCUGCACUCCACCUUCAGCUUUGUUCGCUUCUCAUCUCCUCUCCACUCUCCACCUCUCCCACUGCCAGUCCGCCACCCUCCACUCUUCCGGAGAAAAUUUUCUCCCCACUUUCCUCUUCGUCCAUUUUCUCGGGAAAAUUUACUGCGUUUUGUGAGAAAGCAUCUCCCUCCUUUAUGGCGCCGAUAAAGUUCUCGCACGUUCCCCAUUUCUGCUCUCUCCAACGCUCCCUCCUCGCGCUCGCUCUUCUAACCCUACUCGCCUUCACCUGCGUCUCCUUUACUUUCCUCCGCUCUUCUUCCACCGAUCUCUCCCCGAAUCCUCCUAAGGUUGCUGUAAUUGGAGAUUUGGUCGAAUCCUCUGAAAUUUAUCAAUCACCGGGGAAAAACGUGGACGAAUUCUCUGAAAUUUAUCACUUGCCGGACCUUUUUCGGCUGAAUUAUGCUGAAAUGGAGAUGAAAUUUAAGGUUUUCGUAUAUCCAGAUGGAGAUCCAAAUACGUACUACCAAACACCGAGGAAACUUACGGGGAAGUAUGCUAGUGAAGGAUAUUUCUUUCAGAAUAUUAGGCAAAGUCAGUUCCGAACUGAUGAUCCGGAUCAGGCUCAUUUGUUUUUUAUUCCUAUUUCUUGCCAUAAAAUGCGAGGCAAGGGUACAUCAUAUGAAAAUAUGACUAUUAUUGUUCAGAAUUAUGUGCAGAGCUUGAUGUCCAAGUACCCUUAUUGGAAUAGGACCCUGGGCGCUGAUCACUUUUUUUUGACUUGCCAUGAUGUUGGCGUGAGGGCAACUGAAGGAGUUCCACUACUUGUAAAAAACUCAAUUCGAGUUGUGUGUUCACCAAGUUAUGAUGUUGGAUUUAUUCCGCACAAGGAUGUUGCCCUCCCUCAAGUCUUGCAGCCAUUUGCUCUCCCAACUGGAGGAAGGGACAUAAAGAACAGGACUACACUUGGCUUUUGGGCAGGCCAUCGCAAUUCAAAAAUAAGAGUUAUACUAGCACGUAUUUGGGAGAAUGACACAGAGCUUGAUAUAAAAAACAACCGAAUAAACAGAGCUACUGGGCAUCUGGUAUAUCAAAAUAAAUUCUAUAGGACUAAGUUCUGUAUAUGCCCUGGUGGAUCACAAGUCAAUAGCGCUCGUAUAGCCGACUCAAUCCAUUAUGGAUGUGUUCCUGUAAUCUUGUCUGACUACUAUGAUUUGCCAUUCAAUGACAUUCUUGACUGGAGGAAAUUUUCUGUAAUACUCAAGGAGCGUGAUGUUUAUCGCCUUAAGUACAUUCUCAAAGACAUACCAGAUGCUGAAUUCAUAGCAUUGCAUGACAACUUAGUCAAGGUGCAGAAACACUUCCAGUGGAAUACACCUCCAAUCAAGUAUGAUGCAUUCCAUAUGGUGAUGUAUGAGCUUUGGUUGCGCCACCAUGUCAUCAAAUACUAAAUCACAAGAACAACUCCAUUUUGUUUUCUCUACACUCCCAACAUCCUUGUAACGCCUCACCAACUUCACAGGCAAGAAGUAAAUUUUUUCCAGCUGGGUCUGGUUUCUGAAUCUUCAUAUUGAGCAGCAUGUACAAUUAAAUUCAUUUAAUUUUAUUUAAAGUCUAAACCAAACAAGUAGUUGUUCACGUAGUUGAAUACAUUCAUUUUUUUAAGCUCUUCAAGGAGGUACAUGGACCACACUUGGUGGAAUAUAAGCUAAGCCUCUCAAUGAAGCUUUCGGAAUGUUUUGACGAGGGGAAAGAUUGCGAAUGUGUCAGAAUAUUUUCAGAAGGUGGGGUGAUGUUAAAAAGCUACACGGUAGUUGUUUUUUCUCUCCCUUUCAUGCAUUAUAUUGCUUUUUAUGAAGCAAACAGAUGGAUUGAUUUUGUUGUCGUGUAUAUAUUGAAGGCUUAACGUCUUGGCUUCAUUAUGUAUGAAAAGAUUUAAAAUGCAAUCACCAAUUGCCUAUUAUUGCCACUA